AUCCAUUUGAGAAAUAUCUCAACUUCAACUUUUUAUCUCCUCUUGAGUCUUAUCCAUCUAUCAACCAAUCAUUGCAUCUUACUCUUUAACAUUCUUCGUCUCUCUGCUUCAUCUUUUUCCUCGCACACCUUGAUCCACUUUCAACUCUUUCAAAGCAGAUUACACAAGAUUAUCUCUUCGAGUAUAAGUAUUUUAGGUUUUCGAGAUUAUCGCAUAUAUAAGUUCUCAUCAUUCAAUCUUUAGCAGCAAUAGUUUAUCAUCUUCCAUUCUAUCGCACUUCAUUCUAGGCUUAGAGAUACAAAAACUAUCCUAUCUUUCUUUGUCAAAUUUCAAUCAGUCAUUUCAAAUCCAUCAUUACUACUUCGUAUCACCACCGAGCUUUAUAACUCACUCACACCCGCACUAAAUCCGACCCUCAAAAAGCAUCAUUUUGUCUCCCAAAUCUUAAACUCUAUUCGUAUUCAAUCGCAAGAAGAAAAAUAUCCUUUUGUGACUUUUUUACAACCAACGCAAAAAAAAACAACACUCACAUCAUGACUCAAAAUCAAACAACACCAACUUUAACCAAUGGAAAACAUUCAACCAAGAAAUUAGUUUCAUCACUUCCACCUACUCAAACUGGUUUAUUCGAACCUGAAUCAAAUGAAGAAAAAAGAUUUUUAAUCUCUCGUGACUUUCGUAGUGAUACUAUGACUGCUCCUACAGAAGAUAUGUUUGAGUUUAUGAAAGAUGCUUCAAUUGGUGAUGAUGUUUAUGGAGAAGAUCGAGUGACCACUGAAUUUCAAGAGAAAAUGGCUCAAUUGACUGGUAAAGAAGCCGCUUUGUUUUGUGUUAGUGGUACUAUGACUAAUCAAUUAGCCAUACGAACUUGGUUGACUCAGCCACCUCAUUCUGUACUAUGUGAUGCUAGAGCGCAUAUUCAUAACUACGAAGCAGGAGGUAUAGCUUUUCACUCACAAGCCACAACCAUCCCAGUCGCACCCUCAAAUGGUCAUACAAUCACAUUAGAAGAUAUCAAACCAAUGUUGGUCCUAAGUGAUGAUAUUCAUUUCGCUCCAACUAAGUUGGUUUGCUUAGAAAAUACGAUUAGAGGUUUGAUUCAACCACAAGAAGAAAUCAUCAAGAUUUCAAAUUAUGUACAUGAAUUAGGAUUAAUUUUACAUUGUGAUGGUGCAAGGAUUUGGGAAGUAUCUGCUAAAGUAAGUCAGAAAAAAAAACAAUGGAAAUCGAUUGGAGAGCUUUGUGAACCAUUUGAUUCGAUGAGUUUGUGUUUAAGUAAAGGUCUUGGUGCUCCUAUUGGAAGUGUUCUGGUAGGACCACGUGCAUUUAUAAAUAAAGCAAAAUGGUUUAGAAAAAUGUUUGGAGGUGGGAUUAGACAAUGUGGUUCGAUUGUAUCAGCAGCAGAUUAUUGUAUAAUCAACAAUUUUCCAACUUUAUCCAAAACUCAUGAAUUAGCUCAAUUCUUAUCAAAUGAAUUAAUCAAAUUAGGUGUCAAGAUUCCAGUUCCAGUAGAAACUAAUCAUGUUUUUAUUGAUCCAUCAUCUAUAGGUAUCGAUUUAAAUCAACUUAUCUUACGUGCUCAAUCUAAGAAGAUUAGAUUAGGUGGAUCAAGAAUGAUUAUUCAUAUUCAAAUUAAAGAAGAAGCAAUUCUUGAAUUAAUUUCAUUAAUCUCUGAAAUGAAAUUAGAACAACAAACCAGCAAUUUACAAAUUAAAGAUGAUGAAACGAAAAACAAAAUCAGACCUACUUUCUCACCUUACCAUUGAUUUCUUUCAUUCCUUCUUUCUUUAAAGAUCGUCUUGAAGGUGAAACUUUGUUGAAAAGAACCAACAAGAGAAAUUACCUGUACGAUUUCCAUGCUUUUUUAUGCUUAAAUAGAUAGUAAAUAGAUUUCAACUUUACUUUUUCUCUCAUUUGAUCAUCAUAUAAACCAUUAGAAUCUUCUUGUUUCAAUUCUCUUUCACUCAAACUCUCAUUCAAAAAGUUUGACUUGCAAAACCCAUUCUGUUAUAAGUUGAUGAGUUGUGUCUUUUUGAAAAUUUGUGCAUUUGUAUGAAAUCAAUAUAUCACAAAUCUUGAUUUAAA
This is a messenger RNA of Melampsora larici-populina 98AG31, 2085 nucleotides long. RefSeq lists its product as uncharacterized. Gene Ontology annotation, biological process: L-threonine catabolic process; glycine biosynthetic process. The record is from RefSeq and is a predicted model, not a curated record. The coding region runs from base 534 to 1766 and encodes 410 amino acids. Lineage: Eukaryota; Fungi; Basidiomycota; Pucciniomycetes; Pucciniales; Melampsoraceae. Gene Ontology annotation, molecular function: L-allo-threonine aldolase activity. Gene Ontology annotation, cellular component: cytosol. The transcript has 10 exons.